AAUGAAUGUGCCACUCAAUUCUUCUUCUUUGGCUCCUUUGCUGGCAUUGAGGGAUUUCUGUUGGCCGUGAUGGCCUAUGACCGUUAUGUGGCCGUCUGCAAGCCUCUCCUGUACACAGUCCUGAUGUCCCCCCACCUCAGUGCCCUCCUAGUGUUGGCUACAUAUCUUGAAGGCUUUAUAAAUGCUACCAUUCACACUGGCUUCACCUUCCAGCUGUCUUUCUGCUGCUCAAAUAUCAUCAACCACUUUUUCUGUGACACUCCAUCCUUCCUGAAACUCUCUUGCUCUGACACACACAUCAAUGAGGUUGUCAUCUUUGCUUUUGCCAUUUUUAAUUAACUGAGCUGCCUCCUGAUGAUUCUGGUUUCCUACCUCUACAUCCUUGCUGCCAUCUUGACGAUUCAUUCUGCAGAAGGGAGGUACAAAGCCUUCUCCACCUGUGCUUCCCACUUGAUGGCGGUCACCAUCUUCUUUGGGACAAUCUUGUUCAUGUAUCUGCACCUCAGCUCCAGCUACUCAAGGGAUGAAGACAAAGUAGUGUCUGUGUUUUACACGGUGGUCAUCCCCAUGCUAAAUCCUCUCAUCUACAGUCUGAGAAACAAGGAGGUCAAAGUUUCCUCAAGCAGAAUUUUUCAAACAUCCUCUUUUUACUUCUCUACUUAG
This is a messenger RNA of Propithecus coquereli (Coquerel's sifaka), 663 nucleotides long. Its product is annotated as olfactory receptor 1020-like. Gene Ontology annotation, cellular component: membrane. The transcript has a single exon. Gene Ontology annotation, biological process: sensory perception of smell; G protein-coupled receptor signaling pathway. The annotation marks the transcript as partial. Gene Ontology annotation, molecular function: olfactory receptor activity; odorant binding; G protein-coupled receptor activity. The record is from RefSeq and is a predicted model, not a curated record. Lineage: Eukaryota; Metazoa; Chordata; Mammalia; Primates; Indriidae.